Messenger RNA from Planococcus citri (citrus mealybug), 1704 nucleotides. Its product is annotated as putative serine protease K12H4.7. NCBI's taxonomy places the organism in Eukaryota, Metazoa, Arthropoda, Insecta, Hemiptera, Pseudococcidae. The coding region runs from base 16 to 1518 and encodes 500 amino acids. Gene Ontology annotation, molecular function: dipeptidyl-peptidase activity; serine-type exopeptidase activity. The transcript has 9 exons. Gene Ontology annotation, biological process: proteolysis. The record is from RefSeq and is a predicted model, not a curated record.
UGUUUAUGAGACGUUAUGUUGCUCGUUAAAGUCAUCAACUCGAUGAUAUGGGUUUUAUUAAUUCCAAGUUCGACGUUUUCUACAAAGAUGGUGUUUAAUAGACGAUUCGGUCAUAGUUCAAAAGAUUUACUUCCAAGCUUCGAUGGCAAAGAAGAAGAAGUACCACCUGAUCAGUAUUUUGAACAGAAGUUGGAUCAUUUCAAUCUAAGCAAUGGAGAAACUUGGCAACAGCGUUACUGGGUCAACUGGAAACACUAUACGCCAACGGGUCCGGCAUUCCUCAUUAUAGAAGGUGAAAAUUGGGCAUAUGCUGAGGAAGUUAUUUAUAGCCAAUGGGUACCGUAUGCAGAAACCUUCAACGGUGUUAUUUUCUCUUUGGAGCAUCGUUUUUAUGGAAAAAGCGUGCCCAAAAAUGAUACCAGCACCGAGAAUUUGGUUUAUUUGAGCAGCCAACAAGCAUUAGCAGACAUAGCCAACUUCAUACAAGGAAUAACCAAGCAGUACUAUUUGUCUGAUGAUAUCAAGUGGAUUGUAUUUGGAUGUUCGUAUCCUGGGAAUUUAGCUACGUGGGUUCGUAUGAAGUAUCCUUCUCUCGUAUAUGGUGCGGUUGCAACGAGCGCCCCAAUACUGGCCCAAAAGGACUUCGGAGAAUAUUAUGAAGUUGUCAAAGCAUCCUUGGACUCAUACCAUCCAAAUUGUUCCAGUAGAAUUGCCGAGGCUACUCAACAGUUGGAUCGUUUAACUAAAACUGAAGCAGGUCGAAAACACAUAACUAAAUUAUUCCAAUUAUGCACCGAAUUGCAAGACACAGUACGUGAAAUAGCGGGGUUUUUUCACAUGUUGGCAAGCCAGGUCGCCCAUGUCGUCCAAUACAACAAGGUUUAUCGAAAAUCGAACAAUGAAAUACCACCCAGAAGAUCGAUUGAGAAUCUAUGCGACAUUAUGACUUAUCCCGAUGCCCCAGCGCUUGACCUAUACGCUGGUCUCCAUAUGAUAAGUUUGGUGUACUACGGUUGGACUUGCUUUGAUCACACUGAUGAAGAUGCCGUCAAACAGUUGAAGAAAACUGACAUUGACACCAUUCUUGCGGGAAGUAUGGGAAGACAAUGGACUUACCAAACUUGUACAGAAUUUGGUUACUAUCAACGUUUGAGCACGACCUCGGAUGUAUUUGGAAUUCACUUACUAUCAGAAUCAGAUGUGCAACUAUGCGAGGAAAUAUUUGGUCCAGGAUUCAAUGAAACACGACUGAAAAAUGGUAUUUAUCGAACUAAUACUAUUUAUGGAGGAAUGCAAGUAAACGUUGGAAACAUCAUAUUCGUUCACGGAUCCAGAGAUCCAUGGCAUCCUCUUGGAGUAACUCGAGUUGAGAGCGAAAAUGCUCCUUACGAGGUCGUAUUUAUCAAUGGAACCUCACAUUGCGGUGAUGUAAGCUACCAUGAUAGAAAUAUGGACGAAGUCAAAGAGGCAAGAAAGAAAAUUCAAAAAAUCAUGCAGUCCUGGUUGCAAAAUAAAUGAACCCGAAGUCCGAAGAUAUGAGAUUUGCUAUUCAAAUUAAAUAGAAGUCGAAAUGCAUUAUUUUGACUCAUUGUACCUAUGUCUAGUCUUAUCUUAAGAUAUUUCUGAUGAUUUUAAUUCUGAUGAGGAUCACUUUCGAGUUAAUUGCAUCACACACACCAACAAAAAUGUGAAAACAUGAAUAAA